AAAAGUUAAGUUUGAGUUCAUUUAUUUUUUUUUCAGAGGAAAACCACUGUAACCAAUCUCACAAUGAAACCAGAUCAUAAACUCAUCCAAAGCUCAUUUGAUAGAAGCUUGCCGAAGUUUUCUCAAAGCCAUCCAAUAAUUCCCAGGCUCUAUGAACCUGCUUGGAGACAUGAUAUGAAGAAUCGCGAACUGAUUCUCCAGAAUGCCGACGGUUCUGGGAUACCUAAUGCCCAUGGCCCCCAUAACACCACCUUGUACCUGGAGAAGAGAGAGCGUUUGAAUGAAAUAGAAUGGCAAGAGAGGGUGGAGUCCAAAAGACCGUAUGUGGUUAGGAGGUGCGAGGCACUCAGACCACCUCUGCACGACCCAUUUUCAAGGUACAAGGCUGGGCUGAUGUACCGAUUGGAUGACCCCAAAGAUCAAACCGAGGUCCCAGUUGACCCUGACUGCUACUGCAAUAGGAAAUGAGACAGAAAUGAAAUUUCAUUUAACUACCCGAGCAAACUGAAUCAAACAAAAUAUCCUGUUCGAUGCUUAAUGUGCUCUAAAACUGAGGAAGAUUUUAAAUUUAGAGCUGAGCUUGAAAUAUAAUUGAGUGCGAAGUUGAAAAUUUUACCAUGUUAAUAUUUGAGUUGAAAAAUUGUGCAUUUGGAAAAAAUUUGCAUGCAAAAAGUGCAUUUCAAUAUUCAGGCAGAGUUAGUGUCUCAAGGUUGUCUGGAACUCCAUGUAAAACUCUCAAAAAAGUUAGUCUUUGAUAAGUUCAGUCUGUUCUUUUUGUUGCAAUUUUCUUUACCAUUGGAUCACAUGAAAGAAAAAAUUAGCUGAACAAAAAGCAUUUUUCUAAAUCAAUCCAGUCCUGACUUUCAUUCAUUAUGCUAUUAAAGCAAUUGUUGCAUGAAAAAACAUCGCUAAUGGCAGAAGAAAAAGAAAAAUGCCAGAUUUUGUGCCUCAACUGUUGUAACUUGCAAAAAAAUGUGUUGAAACUUAAGGCAAUCUGAAACUUAUGCUUCCUUGAAGGUGAUUGCUGACAAUGUUAGUUGUGCAGUUUCUGCAGUUUGGUAAGCACGAAAGAAUGCUUUGAAUUAUGAUCUUCAAGCCGAGUUUGAAAUCUGGUUUUCUGUGCA
Messenger RNA from Symsagittifera roscoffensis, 1124 nucleotides. RefSeq names its product sperm-associated microtubule inner protein 10-like. The transcript has 4 exons. The coding region runs from base 64 to 468 and encodes 134 amino acids. Lineage: Eukaryota; Metazoa; Xenacoelomorpha; Acoela; Convolutidae. The record is from RefSeq and is a predicted model, not a curated record.